AAGGAUGGACCCACCUCACAGCCCCGGCUCCGGACAUUGCCUCCUGGGGAUAGCCAGGAACGCUCCGACAGCCCCGAGAUCUGCCACUACGAGAAGAGCUUUCACAGACACUCGGCUGCCCCCAACUAUACCCACUGUGGGCUCUUCGGGGAUCCCCACCUCAGGACUUUCACAGACACUUUCCAGACCUGCAAGGUGCAAGGGGCUUGGCCGCUUAUAGACAAUAACUACCUGAACGUCCAGGUCACCAACACGCCGGUGCUGCCUGGGUCCUCGGCCACCGCCACCAGCAAGCUCACCAUCAUCUUCAAGAGCUUCCAGGAGUGUGUGGACCAGAAAGUGUAUCAGGCAGAGAUGGACGAGCUGCCCGCUGCCUUUGCUGAUGGCUCCAAGAACGGUGGGGAUAAGCACGGAGCCAACAGCCUGAAGAUCACUGAGAAGGUGUCGGGCCAACACAUUGAGAUCCAGGCAAAGUACAUCGGCACCACCAUCGUGGUGAGGCAGGUGGGCCGGUACCUCACCUUCGCCGUGCGCAUGCCAGAGGAGGUGGUCAACGCAGUGGAGGACCGGGACAGUCAGGGCCUCUACCUGUGCCUCCGCGGUUGUCCGCUCAACCAACAGAUUGACUUCCAGACCAUCCGCUCGGCUCAGGCCACAGAGGGCCGUGCUCGGAGGAAGGGGCCCAGCCUGCAGGCCCCCCCCGAGGCCUUCACGUAUGAAACAGCCACGGCCAAGUGCAGGGAAAAGCUGCCCGUGGAGGACCUCUACUUCCAGUCCUGCGUCUUCGACCUCCUCACCACAGGGGAUGUUAACUUCAUGCUGGCUGCUUACUAUGCCUUUGAGGAUGUGAAGAUGCUUCACUCCAACAAAGACAAGCUGCACCUCUAUGAAAGGACACGGGACUUGGCCCCUGGCAACAUGGCUCCCUCGGGGAUGUCCUCUGCCCUCUGGGUAGCACUGCUGUGUUUGAGUCAAUGCUGGUUGUGCUUGUUAUAGAGGUUUGCUCCUUCGCACCAUGGAGAGCGGGGAAGGGGGAGCAGGAGGGAACCAGGGAUGAGAUGGCGGUGCUGGACAGUAGGA
This is a messenger RNA of Nestor notabilis (Kea), 1080 nucleotides long. Its product is annotated as repulsive guidance molecule A. NCBI's taxonomy places the organism in Eukaryota, Metazoa, Chordata, Aves, Psittaciformes, Psittacidae. Gene Ontology annotation, molecular function: coreceptor activity. Bases 355 to 996 code for a protein of 213 amino acids. Gene Ontology annotation, cellular component: plasma membrane. The record is from RefSeq and is a predicted model, not a curated record. The transcript is spliced from 2 exons. Gene Ontology annotation, biological process: BMP signaling pathway.